Molecule: messenger RNA, 4323 nt
Organism: Lodderomyces oxycetoniae
Lineage: Eukaryota; Fungi; Ascomycota; Pichiomycetes; Serinales; Debaryomycetaceae
Product: DNM1
Exons: 3
Coding region: 1-4323 (1440 amino acids)
Biological process (GO): telomere maintenance via telomerase; peroxisome fission; mitochondrial fission
Cellular component (GO): cytoplasm; telomerase holoenzyme complex; peroxisome
Molecular function (GO): telomeric repeat DNA binding; GTP binding; microtubule binding
Source: RefSeq, a predicted model, not a curated record
AUGUCAUUUCAAGAUCUCAUUCCUGUAGUUAAUAAACUACAGGAUAUAGUCACUACAGCCCAACUCGCUGAAAUUGAUUUGCCUUUACUCGCAGUUGUUGGCUCCCAAUCUUGUGGAAAAUCUUCGGUUUUGGAGAAUAUCGUUGGUAAGGAUUUUUUGCCUAGAGGUACUGGUAUUGUUACAAGACGACCCUUGGUAUUGCAGUUGAUCAAUGCUGAAGAGCACGAUUCAAAACCAUCUGAGCAUCAUCAUCAUCAUCCAAAUCUGGAUCUGGACGAGAUCAAUUUGGAGGACCAUUUACGUAAGAUAAAUGGUAAAAAACCUUCUUCUGCUUCUUCUGCUUCUUCUGCUUCUUCUGCCAAAAAGGAGUGGGGGGAGUUUCUUCAUAUUCCAAACAAGAGAUUCUACAACUUUCACGAUAUUCGAAGAGAAAUCGAGACUGAGACAUUGAGAGUUGCUGGAGAAAAUAAAGGCAUUAGUAGAUUACCUAUAAACUUAAAGAUAUACUCUCCCAACGUGCUCAACUUGACUUUAGUCGAUCUACCAGGAUUAACAAAAAUCCCCAUUGGCGAUCAACCAACGGAUAUUGAAAAACAAAUAAGAAACUUGAUUUUGGAAUAUAUCGCCAAACCAAACUGCAUUAUCUUAGCCGUUUCUCCAGCUAAUGUCGACUUGGUCAAUUCAGAAUCAUUGAAACUAGCAAGACAAGUAGACCCCACGGGGAAAAGAACAGUGGGUAUUUUGACCAAAUUGGACUUGAUGGAUCAAGGUACUAAUGCACUAGAUAUUCUCAAAGGAAACGUUUAUCCUUUGAAACUAGGAUUCAUUGGAAUAGUCAACCGUUCACAGCAAGAUAUUUCUGAAAACAAGUCCCUUGAUGAGUCGUUAUACUCAGAACACCAAUUCUUUUUAAACCACCCAGCAUAUAGAGCAAUGGCUACAAAGUGUGGUACCAAGUAUCUUGCUCAGACACUAAAUAAGAUACUCAUGAAUCAUAUAAGGGAUCGAUUGCCAGAUAUCAAGGCCAAAUUAAACACACUUAUGGGACAAACUGAGCAUGAAUUGGCUUCAUAUGGAGAUAUGCAAAGUAUGGGUGACUCAAAGGAAGCAAGAGGUGCAAUGGUGCUUACCUUGAUGACCAAAUUUGCUAAUGCAUUUAUCAACUCAAUUGAAGGCACCUCGGUUAACGAAAUAGCUACAAAGGAAUUAUGCGGUGGCGCUAGGAUCUACUACAUCUAUAAUGAAGUGUUUGGGUCCACUUUAGCCUCAAUUAACCCAACCCACAACUUAUCUAUUCUGGAUAUUAGAACAGCAAUUAGAAACUCCACUGGUCCAAGACCUUCUUUAUUUGUUCCUGAACUAGCAUUUGAUUUAUUGGUUAAGCCACAAAUCAAUCUAUUAGAAGAACCAUCGCAAAGAUGUGUUGAAAUGGUUUAUGAAGAAUUGAUGAAGAUUGUUCAUAGUGUAUCCUCUUCAACAAUUGGGCCCGAACUAAGCAGAUAUCCUCGUUUACAAGCAAAAUUGAUCGAAGUGGUUAGUGAUUUAUUAAGAGAAAGGCUUGGACCUACAAUAAAAUACGUUGAAUCACUUAUUGAGAUUCAUAAAGCUUAUAUCAAUACCAAUCACCCCAAUUUCGUUGGUGCCGCCAAAGCAAUGAGUAUAGUUGUUUCUGAACGUCAGAAACAAAAAGAAAUGGAGCUGAACAGCAAGAUGAAACUUGCUACUCAAAGAAUAUUGGGUAAAAAUAGAAACGGCAAAGGGGCUAUAGAAGAGAUUGAAAAUGAAGAAGGAGACGAAAACGAAGAAGGAGAUGAUGAUGAAGAAGAAGAUACAGAUGAGGGUGUAGCCAUUAUGAAAGAGGAUAUAGUUUCUGUUGACGAUGAGUUUCCAACCAAACACCAACGUCGACCAAAGAAAAAACGCCAACAUCGAGAAUCAACACAUUCGCAAUCGGAAUCAUAUUUAAAUUAUUUCCUUGGAAAAGAUCCAAUCGUCCAUCAACAACAACUACAAACACAAGCACAACUAAACCCGACUCCCUUCAAGUUCCCACACCCCCUGGAAACUACUCUACAAUUCAAUUCUCAAUUUGUCAAUCACAAUAACAGUAGUAAUAGUAAUGGGUUUAUUGCCAACAACAACAACAACAACAACAUGCUGUUUACUCCGUCUCCAGCACAUAGUCAUGAUACCAGUGGUUCUCGUCAAUUGCAUGAUUUAAAAAACUUAUCUCUUGAAGCAUAUCCAAUGGGAUCGGAUCGUUCAUUUGAUACAGAUGAAGCAAUUAAUGAACUUAGUGAACGCGAACAAAUGGAAUGUGAAUUAAUACGCAGAUUGAUUAUAUCAUAUUUUAGCAUCAUUAGAGAAAUGAUCCAGGAUCAAGUCCCCAAAUCUAUCAUGUGUUUAUUGGUAAACCAUGUUAAGCAACAUAUUCAAAAUAGAUUAGUAGUGAAACUUUAUAGUGAUGAAAUGUUUGAUGAAUUGUUGAAAGAAGACGAAGGCAUUCAAGCAGAAAGAGAAAAAUGUAUUGAAUUGUUAAAGAGUUAUAAAGAAGCGGCUAGGAUUAUCAGCGAUGUCAGAAAGGGCAGGGUAGCUGAGUAUUUUAUGGAUGGAGAUAUAAGCAAAGAGAUAUUUUCAAUUUACGGGUAUGAUGUGAGGAAGUUGAUUGAGGAGCAUGAAGAGUUGGAAGCGAGGUUGAAGAAGGAACAAGAUAAUAAUGAACUUGUUAUCAUUGAAAAAGAUGCAGAUCGAAGGGAUUACUUUUGUUUCAUGGGAAGCACAAACGGCGCACAAGGUUUAGCACCUGUACCUACUUAUAGCCAAGGAUUCAAAAAGGUCAAAAACGCGUCAUAUGCAGCUCGAGAAAAGGAGAAUCUUGUAAAGAGGCACGAUCGAAGUUGGCUUUUGAAAGAUGUAUUGUUGCUGAUUAAAACGCAUCCACGAAGAAUUGAGCCCAUGGUUGAGCAUAACUUUAAGCCAAAGAAGCCAAAAUUCACACCUUUCUACUUGAGGUUUGUUGAAUUUGGUCAAAGAGGGAAAGAUGGAUCAAUUAACGUCAUUAUGAGCGACCAAACUCAUAAAUUGUGUUGCGUAUUUUCACAACGGGCUAUUAUUGACCAUAUAAGAAAAGGCGGCUUACCGUUUAAUGAUGUUCAUUCAAUUUAUAAUUUUGCACUUGUUGAAAAAGCAAACUUGAAAUUCGUUAAAGAUGAAUACAUCAAAAAACACUUUAAUUUAGCAAAAGUGAGUUCGCGUUUGAGAUAUUGUGUUUUAGAGAUUUUACAAUUCAAGUUUGUUUGUAGUGUUAAGGCUGCGUUGUUGAAAAAAGUGCCUAACCCGAAGAAGGCUAAUUGGGAAGAACGGGUAAACUGUAAUGAUACAAACUUUAACCUAGAGACCAUGAUUGAUUCAGGGGAAGAAUUCAAUUCGAGUGACGAGCUCGAAUUUGACGCCGAUUGUUUAUUUGAAAAGGGUAAGUUGAAAUGGAUAUAUACCAAUGAUUUUUAUAUACGACUUUGCAAAUCCACAAUCGGUAUUGGUAAAAGUAUCAAUGAAAUGACGGACUUUGUUAAGCCACCAACUUCAAAGACUCCACUACUACUCACUGAUGGUACUGUUGAUACCGUCUCCGAAAUCGAAUCCUCACGUGUUCAAGAAGAUGAGGAGAGGUCACUUUAUACCCAAAAUUUGUUUACUGCACCGGAACAUAUUAAUACCGGUUUGCAGCCAAUUAGAUCAAAUGCUACUGCUGCUACCGCUGCAAGUGCUGCAACCAUAAUAACUGCCAUUGCUGCUGGUGGUAGGUUUUGUUUGCUACCAUGUUGGAACUACGGGUCCAAUUCGAACCAAGGACGUCGUGAAAGAACGGAUGCAGUUGAAAGAGGCAGGAGAAGGGGAGAAGAAAGAGAAGAAGAAGAAGAAGAAGAAGGUGAUGGAGGAGGUGGAGGUGGUGGUGGUAGAAGUGGUGGUAGAGACUAUGAACGAGGAGAAGACAUUGACGAUGAUUCUGUUUACAGGAUUCCCGGAACGCCACGUUCACUGUCACCUACUUAUCGCGGUCCACAAAACGUUCGCCGCGGUCGGAUUAACGAGUACAUUUUACAGCUUUUAGAACGUUGGAUCAUUGGUAUAGUGAGAAGACAUUAUAAUACAAGGGCUGCAUAUAUUUUCUCAACAAUACUAACCAUUGGCCUAAUUUCAACAAUAUUGAUCUUAUACUUUACAGGCCAUCUAGACAUCAUAGUGAACCUCUCACGAGAUUUACUAUGUGAAUUGAUUCACCAAUUUAAUUCAACAUCUCCUAAAUUUUGCAAAUUUGGCUAA